This is a messenger RNA of Funneliformis geosporum, 142 nucleotides long. The record is from the annotation of a GenBank genome assembly. NCBI's taxonomy places the organism in Eukaryota, Fungi, Glomeromycota, Glomeromycetes, Glomerales, Glomeraceae.
GGAGAUUGGAAUCGGAUUUUGCACAAAAUCAGCUAGCCUAAAUAAAAUGCCAGGCUGGGAAAAUAGCUCGUGGGGUUAUCAUGGCGAUGAUGGAAACUCGUAUUUUAAAAAUUAUGGGAACCAUAUGGAACAGAAUUUAUGA